Molecule: messenger RNA, 499 nt
Organism: Cokeromyces recurvatus
Lineage: Eukaryota; Fungi; Mucoromycota; Mucoromycetes; Mucorales; Mucoraceae
Exons: 1
Coding region: 57-446 (129 amino acids)
Source: RefSeq, a predicted model, not a curated record
UUUUCUCUCUUUUUUUUUUUUUCUUUUUUCUCCUUUAUUAGUGUUUUGUAGGUUCUAUGGAAGAUAUUGAAUUAUCAAAUCACACUUUUAACAGUGAAACGACAAAUCAAUAUGUUGAUAGCAAUCAUAGUGAUACAGAAACUAUAAUAAAAGAUAACAUAUCAUCAACAAGUUAUCAGCCAUCAUCGCGAGAUAGCAAUAUCGAUGGUGAAAGGCCUAAUAUCGAAAUCGAGAAAAGUUUAUGGCGUAAACAGUGGAUUUCUAGGAUGCCACCUCUUCCAUUAAUUCGUACAAUCCUAAAAGCAUCUAUAGCUAUUUUAAUUGCUUUACUUUUUGUCUUUGUUGAUAAUUGUAGAAAUGCUAUUGGAACCGCUAGUAUUCUUGUACCCAUUGGCACUUUACUUCAUUUUCCAAUUCAACCUUUAGGUAAACAAAAAGAAAAUUAAAUGUAAAUGUAACAAAUUUAAUGUAGAUACAUAUAUAUAUAUAUAUAUAUAUA